Messenger RNA from Raphanus sativus (radish), 939 nucleotides. RefSeq lists its product as uncharacterized. The transcript has 4 exons. The record is from RefSeq and is a predicted model, not a curated record. The coding region runs from base 36 to 734 and encodes 232 amino acids. Lineage: Eukaryota; Viridiplantae; Streptophyta; Magnoliopsida; Brassicales; Brassicaceae.
AGAGAGAGAGAGAGAGAGAGAGAGAGAGAGCGAGAAUGAUUCGAACGGCUUUAUUGGUCGUUGCUUUACUCGUCGGAACAAGCGUACAUGCGCAGCUAGUGCCCCCGCCGAGACGCGAUGGAUUCGUGUAUCCACCGGGUAGGAAAAUCGAACCGGAAACGAUACUCAUCGAAGCGUAUUUUGACCCGGUUUGCCCCGAUUGCGGUGACGCUUGGGAACCGUUAAAGCUAGCGGUUGAUCACUACGGAUCUCGCGUUGCUCUUGUUCUUCACCUCAUCCCUUUGCCGUUCCAUGACAAUGCGUUUGUAGUGUCUAGGGCCUUGCACAUUGUGAAUGCGUUAGAUUCCAAUGCCACGUUCGGGUUGCUCGAAGGGAUAUUCAAGCACCAGGCAUUGUUCUACAACUCGCAAACACAAUUCAUGCCAAGACCUGCGGUUGUGGACAAAUUAGUCAAACUCGGGACAGUUACAUUAGGUAGCUCAUUUCAUUAUCCUCUUAAAUCUGGCUUCCGCAACUCACAGUCUGAUCUUGCUACUAGGGUUUCCUUCAAGUAUAGCGUUUCAAGAGGCGUUUCUGCUACACCAACAUUCUAUGUGAAUGGGUUCGAGCUGCCGGAUGCUGGUUCCCCUAUAGAUUUUGAAGGAUGGAAAAACACCAUUGAUCCUCUGGUUAACCCACGAGAAGCAAAGAUAAAGGACACCUUCCUUUCAUUCCUCACCCAACCAUCUUAUUAGUUUUGCUUUUUAUGCUGCCUCAAACUCACACUAAUGUACUAGACAAAUUUAAUUCUCCAAAUUCUCUGUAGGGAACUAAUUAUCAUUAAUAACCCUGAAGCAUAAAAACGUGCAUGCUCAUAAUUUUCGGAUGCAUGUUUAUUUUCCAAGCAUUUUAACAUUUGAUUCAAAACUUUAAAAUAUGGUGAUUGGUAAGUAGUUUUCA